Molecule: messenger RNA, 2800 nt
Organism: Mya arenaria
Lineage: Eukaryota; Metazoa; Mollusca; Bivalvia; Myida; Myidae
Exons: 2
Coding region: 440-1855 (471 amino acids)
Source: RefSeq, a predicted model, not a curated record
GAUGUUGCUAUAAAUGAUAAUAAUUAUAUGAUGAUUUUAACUUUCAGUUGACGUAAUUAAAUUCAUGCACCAUAUAUGCAAUUAAUUAAGUAAAACCGACAGCUGUUGAAGAUGUUUGUGAAUUUCGGCGACAUUUUUGGGACACAUGUUUUAUGAUUUGAAUAUUUUGGGUAAAAUUCGUGUGUUUUACGACAACGUUUGCAUUUGGUUCGCUUAUCACUGUGUGGGCACAUUUCUCUUCACUAAACCUCUUCAUUUCGAUACGACGUGAGUAAUUUAUGAUGUUUGCUAAGUUCGUUCAAACAAUUUCCAGUGCUGUUAUAUUUAACCGCGAGAGAUAUUGUUUUCGCCGAUGUAAUUUGUGACGAUCCAAGGCUUGUGUGUGUGUGUGUGUUGCGGAUACAGUCCAGUGAGCUAUUUGGGAAGUUUAUUAUACGCGAUGGAGUCCCGUACGACAGCGGACAACAAUUUGGAGAACAUCAGCCUUGUGUUGAAGAAGAUAAGGGACUACUUUAUCCUCGUGUUUAUGUUCUUCUUGUAUCGGCUGACACGGCUGCUCGUCACUUCUUUCCAGAAAUUCACUUGGGCGGUAACCGGAGUCGAGAAAACGAGGCGAGACACUAAGUCCGGACUGAAUUUUCGCUCCGCUGCGCACGUGCAGGAUAUAAAAUGGCGGCGAAAAAUACACCCGUUGGUUAUUGCAGACGCGACAAACUUCAUCUCGUUCCAUAGCUCUUUCAAGCAUCCGAACAGUGUUCUGAAGCCCAAUGUUUCGCUCUAUUGUGUAACUCAAACUGAAGCAGUAUUUGUAGAAGUUGAUGAGAAGACGAACAUUUAUUCAGCGGAUAUUAAUUUUCACGACGCUCAAUUCAAAAACGCCAAACGGCUAAUCACCUUACCACGUGGAGUUUUCCACAAGCUAGCACAAGACUUAGGUGACCCACGGGCACCUGUGCUGUUAAUUUCCAGCCCCGGAAGAUGCGGCGCCACCUUAAUGGCCCGGAUGUUUGAGAAGGUACCCGGAACCCGGAUAAUACAGGAACCAGACGCGCUGACUACCCUAGCGUUCUUGAAAAAGUCAUCUGCUUUGUCAGACACUGAAUACGACAAUGUGCUAACAAGUGCGAUUCGUCUGCUGUGUAAACCAGACGACAAUGUGGGCAUGGUUGUGAUCAGAAGCCGUCCAUGUAGUUGUACUCAAAUAAAAACCAUUCAAAAACUUAUGCCAAGAAUUCGCCAAAUAUUCCUCUACCGUAACAGUCUGAGGACUGUUUCUUCCUACAUAGCAACGAUGUCCAAUGACACCACGUCACAAUGCGCGCGAUUUGUGAUCGAUAACGAACUCCUCGCCACCUUUAUGCCUUUCUUUCGUCGGCUGUUCCACUACUACUUCGUGAACACCGUUGACAACGAUCCGCCGGUGACACCGCCUGGUGAGCUAUCCGCUGUCGGCAUGUUUGCGACCGUGUGGGCGGCGUGUUUAGCGUCCGCCGUCGAGUGUACGGAGAAGAACAUACCCCUAAUUUCCGUCCUAUACGAAGAGCUUCUUAAGAACCCCUACCGAAGCUGCAGCGCCAUGUUUGAACGCCUCAACAUCCGGUCGCAGUACGUCAACGCCGCCACGGACGCCUUCAAGGUUGACGUCAAUCGCAACCAGGAAAUGGGACAGCCUUUCUUUAACACCGAUUCCAGAAGGACCAUCCAGCCGGAAUCCCGCGCAGAAGCGGACGCCAUCUUGAGAAAAUACGGCUUCCCUAAGUUAGGGGAACGCUUUGAGUUAAAUGGCCUAACGAACUUUGAUCCACCGCCGUUUAGUAAAUCGCUGUCAAAAGACAAGCUUUUGUAUCUUAGUUGAUUUUAUGAGACAAUGGGUCGAACGAUCAGAACUUUAUCAAAGUUAACAACGUUGUUAACGUCAUCGUUGUUAACUUUCAAAUCAUUAUUCCUUUGUAAGUUUCACAGAUACACUUAGGGUCUGCGGAAUUCCUAACAAGACGUGAGACAACUGUUUCAGCUGUACUUGUUUUAAUUAAAUACAUGAGCAUAUCAUCAACUAGUUCACCAUUAAAAGUUAACAACGAUGUCGUUAAUUCCGUUGUUAACUUAAACAAAGUUCUGAACAAUCCAGCCAAUAGGUCGAAAGAUAAGAACUUUAUCAAAGUUAACAACGUUGUAAAUGGGUUCGUUGUUAACUUUAAAAGGUGAAAUAUUUAAUGGUGUGCUUAUAUAUUUAAAAAAAACUAAAGCUAUAACAGCUGUCUCAAUAUGUUCAUAAAAUACUUCAGAUCAUUAGAAGGUCAAUUCAAUAUUCUGAGUAAUAAAGAUUUUGGAGUUAACAACGGUCACAUUAACAACGUUGUUAACUAUAGCAAAGUUCUGAACAAUCGGUCCAAUUGUAGAGAAAAAGCAGCCCCCGCCAUUCAGUAUCAGUAAUAUCUAGUUCAGUUUUGUAAUCAUGUAUAUUUUGCCGUUUAAUUGUUGUUUUAUAGUCUAUAACCACUGCAUUCACCAUUUGUUUGUAUGUACAUGAACAAUUAUUGUAAACAAUCAUUAACUGGAAAGUUGUAUCAAUGUGAUUUCCGUGGAGAUAAUAUUAUCAGAUGUUUAAUCUCAAUUUGAUCAUUUGGACUGUAUCGAUACUAUCGAAAAUAAUAUUAUAUUUCAAUGGUCAGUUAAUGAAUACUAAUUAAACUAGUAUUUCAAUAAACAGAUACAUGAUUAAUGAAGACAUAUUAUAGAAAGUACAUGGAGCUGUUGUAUCAUAACUUGCUUAUCAAAUAAAAAUAAUUGUCAAAUGAAA